GGCUCUGUGUACUGCACAUGUAAUGGGGCUGCGGGCUGCUCUCUCAUUGGAUGACACCGUGACGUCAAGAUUGUGAACUUCGUCAGAUACCCGUAUGUACUCGCAGCAUUCGGUCCGGUAACACAGUGGAAACAUGUCGGGGAGGAGAGAGCCCAGCGGAGGAACUGCGUCCAUGAAAUGCACGCCUGAGACAUAAACUGGACGACAAUCGGUCUCGACGGACGGUGGCGUAUUUAUGCGAGUUAGCAACCGCUGCCACGUUACUCUCACGAAGCAGGCCGUUCGGGACCGAAUGGACGGAUAAAGACAGACAGCCGGAGCUUGUUCCGAGGAAGUAGCCUGACAGACAGGCGGCCGGGACGGGUAGAGAGACAGAGGGAGGAGGGGGGGACAUCCAGCGUGUGUGUGUGCUCCUAAACAAGACGGAGUUGUUCCUUGCUGGGGGAUGUUAUCCGUACUGUCUUAUGGCAGACUGGUAGCCAGGGCUGUCCUGGGCGGACUCUCUCAGACUGACGGUCGGGACUACAGCCUGAUAAGCGCAAGCUAUGGCUUCGGUAAAGACUUUCGUAAGGGGAUCCUUAAGAAAGGGAUGUGCUACGGAGAUGACGCCUGCUUCAUCGCGCGGCACAGGACUGCCGACGUUUUAGGUGUUGCAGAUGGUGUAGGUGGUUGGCGUGACUAUGGCGUCGACCCAUCCCAGUUCUCUGCCACCUUAAUGAGAACCUGUGAGCGACUGGUGAAGGAGGGGCGCUUCACUCCCAGUAAUCCAGUGGGGAUCCUGACCACUGGCUAUUAUGAGCUUCUACAGAACAAAGUUCCCUUGCUGGGGAGCAGCACAGCCUGUAUCGUGGUUCUGGAUCGACGGAGUCACCAGCUACACACAUGUAACCUUGGUGACUCGGGCUUCCUGGUGGUUCGGGGAGGAGAGGUGGUUCAUCGCUCAGACGAACAACAGCACUAUUUUAACACGCCCUUCCAGCUGUCCAUCGCUCCGCCGGGAGCUGAAGGGGUGGUGCUCAGUGACAGUCCUGAAGCAGCUGACAGCUCCUCCUUUGACGUGCAGCUCGGUGACAUCAUCCUGACUGCAAGUGACGGCCUCUUUGACAACAUGCCGGACUACAUGAUUCUUCAGGAGCUUAAAAAACUCAAGACUACCAACUAUGAUAGCAUUCUCCAGACUGCACAGAGUAUUGCAAAGCAAGCUCACGACCUUGCCUACGACCCGAACUAUAUGUCUCCUUUUGCACAGUUCGCUUGUGACAAUGGCCUGAAUGUAAGAGGAGGGAAGCCAGAUGAUAUCACGGUGCUGCUGUCUAUUGUGGCUGAAUAUACAGACUAAAAGUGUGCGCGACAGUGUGUGUGUGUGCUUCUCUGGGGCUGGUCCUUCCUUCCCGUCUGCCUGAGUCUUCCACCUGCAGCCCUCCCAAAAAAUGCACUGCAUCCCGUGGGCUGACAGGGGAGGCCCACCAACACGACGCACACUCCUCCCUGCGGGGCUGACGUCCACCCGUGUACAUGUUUUUGUUUUUCUUCCUCUUGUUUUGUUUUGGUGCUUGAACGGUCGAGUGGUAAGCAGGCAGCUAGGACAUUUUCAUGUUGAUCAUGAUGCAGGAGGAGAUGAGUACGACGGGCUGAGGGGGGGAUGCAUUUCAGUCUCUAAUGUGUCAUUGCGUGGCAUCAACACUUCCGAGUGGAAGUGUCAAAGAGGCGGUGCAGGACAGUUUGCGUUGGCUGAGGGCCUUGACACCUGGUAGUCCUCAUACAUAUAUAAAAAGUAAUAUUAGCAGAGGAGUAAGCCAUGGUUUUGGAUUCAUUAGAGCGUAGUUCUGGAGUUGACUAUUGAAUCCGGCUGUCUGUUGUCCCAGUUAUUAAUCUGUUCCAUGUUGUAAAUGUGUUUGAAGCAUAUAGACGGACUGAUGAAGCUGAUGGUGGGAUAGGAUGGGCGUUGUUAGAAAGUGAGAUUGAAGGGUUUUAGUGUCUUGGGUUUGGGAAUGUGAACAAUGGAGGAGCUUACUAGUAAAUGCUCAGAUCAAAAAAACCUCUAAAGGGAAACCGUAACAACGCUUAGGGUUAGAGCUUACAUGUGAAGGUUGAUCAGUGGGGGGCGCACAUCCUGAUAAGUUGUAAAUAUUUUUGUGUUUUCGGGGCUACGUUAUGGCCUUUCAAUUGUCUCUGCUUUGGUUGUUAAAGCAAAUUCCGUUACUAGAUGUACACAUGCAUUCAUCAAUAUAUUUUCCUGUGUUGAUGUUGGGCUGCAUUCAGAUGUAUUCAGGCAGACAGUAGACGGCAAACCGGAUAUCGUUUUAGUGGAUGAGUGCUGGAUGGUAAAAUACGGUGAGGCUGACCCUAACCGUGAGAAUUAUUUUAACUUUGUGUCCUCACACAAGGAGAACGCAUUAGUGAUCUAGAUGAGGAGAAACUAUUACUAGAGUAAUCACAUAAAAUAAGAUACAUUUUUAUUUUUCUUACACUUUACAUGUUCUUACAAUACAUUUUAUUCUGUUCUCUCUAAACAAUACAACACAAUUAGUCUUGAUAUCAAAUAUUUAAAAUUUGAUAUUAUGGUAUUCAAGCCCAAAUAUUGCAUAGACAAUAUUAUCAUCAGUCAGACUGCGAUGGCCGAUGGACUCUGAGGUGAGACCGCAAAUAUGUGGUGUUUCACUGCUAGUUGACACCUUCUUACGGCAAAGGUAACUUGUAGCUUCAUUCAAAUCUCUUGGCUCAGAAACCAAGUCCUCCAUGCCUGUAUGUUAAAGUGCUGCGUACAUGGCACUACAUCAGGCCAAUUGAGCUUUAUUGACUUCCUAAAUGUAUAGUAUGUGCAACCUCCACUGCCAUGACAGUUGUAAAUGCAUUUUCUUCUCAAAAUAUAAGCACGGAGAUGACGUAACAGCUGUUCGCGUUGUGAAAACUAUGGAAAUAGUGGCAAAUAUGGCGAUGUUAAAUUCACUAUUGGCCCGGGUACAUUUAUUUCACAUACCGUCCACAAGGUGUUGUCCGUUUGCCAUUUACUGCCCACCUAAAUGCAUGUGAAUGCAGCAUUAAUCUUGAAGUGAGCUUUAUCAAUCCCACACUUCCACAUUUGCUGAAAUGAACAAGAAGACGUGCUAAGGUUGAUCAGUAUGGCUGUUGUGUGGUAGGAAUGGAUGUUAAAAAUGUGUGUGUGUGUGCGUGUGUAUGUUUGUGCGUGUGGGUACUUAUUGUGAGAAGAGUGUGUGGUAUAUUUUAAUGUUUAUAUUUGUUAUCUCACAAAGCUAAAGCUAGCAUCUGGGAAUGCUUACAGUUGCAAUGAUAGGUCAGGCAUGAAUUCAAAAGGAAAAGAUGUAUUUUUUUAAUGUUAUUUAGUUUUCAAAGAAAGAGUUUGAAGUGUCUGCCGAAAUGAAAUAUGUGUGAUGGAUGACAAGAGAUCCAACUAUCUUAACAAGAAUCAGGUGUGUGCGGGGGUGUGUGUGAGAAUUUUUUUUUUUGUACUAUUCAGUUCCUUCUCUCCCUUUUACUUUUGUUUGCUGCUUCUUGUUUUUAAUUAAGAUGUCUGUGUAUAUGACUUCAUUUAUAUGAACAUGGUCACCAUGAUUGUAAUGAGUGUGUGUGUGUGUGCGCGCGCUGCAACAAACAACAUUAAUCAGAGACAUUGCCAAUACUGUUCUGCUCAUGAUAGUCUGUCCCUUUUUUUAAUCAGUUCACUCAAGUGGUUUGGACAAUGUCUUUACAGUUCGAGAGCAGGUGCACCAAAGACACAUUUUCUUUGUGUAUGUAGUUAAGCUUUUGUUGUUACAAACAUCAGACAGCAAUACUGUAAAUUCCUUGUGCUCUGAAUCUUGUGUGAUGGCCGUGACGGAUGGGUAGAAACGUUCAGAGGGACGGUGAAAUGUCUUUUCUAUGCCUACAGCUGUUUUUCUCAGAACAAAGUCUUGGUUUAAGUUGUGUGCGACUGGUUGUAAGUAUAAGACAGGUUUACGAAACCAAAGAAGGGAAGCCAUAUAUAAACACAUGAUCGGGGCACUGCUCUGUGCGUCCUGCUGUAAAGAUUUAAUGGUGUGUCAUCAUACACGUAAUGGAGACAAUUAUUUGAAUACUAUCUGUCUUACUGUUCGCACCAUUCUACUUUGCAUGGUUUCUGUCUCAGCCACUUUACAAAGUUAUUUUCGCACAGUUGUUAGAAAUGGUUUAAAUAUGUUGUGUAAAGGUUCUGAACUUGUAUUUACUUCAAAGAUUUAUUUCACAAAAAGAUGCAGAGGGAUGGGGGUGGUAAGAUAGGUAAUGGUGCUGUGAACUUCAAGUAUGAGGGUGAGCACAGUUUCAGCCUUAACAAAUAGUUAGACCUGUGAUCAAGAGGCCUUUCCUGUCAUUGCAAGCUUGUCUCGUCUUGGUCAUGUCGCCGGUGUUUGACGUAAAUGAUGUGUGCCCGUCUGUCUCUCCUGUAAAGCCGUUCUCAAAGGUGCUUCUGCAGUCUGUAUGGUACGAUUGUCCUCUUUUCAGCAAGCGGUGUUUGUGCGUACGAAAGGUGCAUCAAUGUCUACAGUGUAACAAUGCAGGUCUAAUUUAUGUAAAUAUGUUUUAAAAUAUGUACAAUAUUUAAAUAAAGAAUCUAGUAUUUAUACUAAAUUUGCCUCAA
Messenger RNA from Acanthopagrus latus (yellowfin seabream), 4615 nucleotides. RefSeq names its product protein phosphatase PTC7 homolog. The record is from RefSeq and is a predicted model, not a curated record. NCBI's taxonomy places the organism in Eukaryota, Metazoa, Chordata, Actinopteri, Spariformes, Sparidae. The transcript has 6 exons. The coding region runs from base 446 to 1339 and encodes 297 amino acids.